AUGUACAACAACGAUGAUGAAGAAAAGACGACUCCGGAAUACGAGGAUGCCAUUGUGACGGCGCAAUUGGAGCAAUUGUUGGCAGAAGCAGGACUGGAAUCGGUUCCCAUUGAUCCCGUCUCGUUGGAAGCCAUGAAAGGGUUGGUGGCGACUGGAGAAAUUGGUCCUCACCACCAUACUACUACUACUACUGUGACGACUACUGCUAGUACGGAUGCGACGAUGGACAGGAUCACCCCGGAACCCUCCGCGUCGGAUCGUCAGCCAGGCGUUGUUGUGCCAAACAAACAAGACAGUCGUCGUUGUGUGAUGGAGAUGGAAGAAGAAUUCAAGGCCGUUGUUGGAGCGUCGCCCGUGGAAAACAAAAUUUUGGAGCAAUUGCAUCGUCAAACGGCACUGUUGGUGGACAUGCAACGACGCGUCGACGAUUUGACCGCGACGGUUCAUCGGUUGACCACGCAGCAUGGCAAUGUUGUCACUAAUAGCAGUGCUCCGACGGCAGCGGCGCCUGGCAAUCGACGCUUCUUUUCGGCGGAUCCACCUCCUCCAGCUACUAGUGCAACGACGACGACCAAGAAACGAACCGUGGUACCACCAAAGCCACACACGCAACAGCCACGUGCUGCCGCUCCUCAGGCAGCCGUUCCUCCUCCACAAGCACAAGCACCACCACAAGAACCACAAACGAUUUGGCAAAUGAUUCAGAAUUCGUUCACGUACAAGAUUCUCUUUUUAUUCGUUCAAUUGCGUCGUCGUCACGUACAAGAAUUGGAUGGCGGACUCAUUUUCAAAAUCCUCUUUAUGAUGGCCAUUCUAUCGGCCCGUAUGAGCAGCAGCAGCAGUGGCAGUAAAAAAUUUGCCUCGCAAACGGAAUGGCAUGUCAAAUUUGCGGCUUUGGUCUUGUUGGUGGUGGUGGGAUUUUUGGUGCAAACCGGUUAUGUCAAGUACUGUUAUCUCUUUUUUGUGAAAGAAAAUUAUCCCGCACGAGUCUUUGACGGUGAAUCCGUCCAACAGAUUUUGCAACAUCCACAGCGACAACAACAGCAACAACAACAAGGACAGCAGCCACCUAACAACAAUAACCAUCCACACCCCAACAAUAACAACAACAACAAUCCACCACGAGGUCCGCUGCCACCCAAUCAACGCCACAAUAACAACAAUAACAAUCAGGGGGGCGGUUGGCGCAAUACCUUUUUGGGAGGCAUGAUUCCGGAAGCCAAUCAAGGAGGUGUCGUGGGAGCCAUGCAAGAUGUGGGACUCUUGCUAGCGAGUUUUGUCAUGUCCAUUUUUCCCAUGUGGCACCCGGAGGCACCACGACGUCCACCGCCGCCACAAGAACAGCAAGAACAAGGCAUGGCAGCACCGGGACAAGUUGCGCCGCCGAGAAAUGUCCUACAAGCCGCCGAGGACGACGACGACGAGGACGACAACAACAACAAUCAGUAG
This is a messenger RNA of Seminavis robusta, 1449 nucleotides long. Lineage: Eukaryota; Bacillariophyta; Bacillariophyceae; Naviculales; Naviculaceae. The record is from the annotation of a GenBank genome assembly.